UACCCUCCUGGGCAUGGUCCAGCCCAGCCCAGCUCUCUUGAAGCCACUCCUUAUAAGGGGCUGGGACAAAGACCUCCCAGCAGAAGGGAGAGAAGCUUGUGUGGACAAGCAGCUUCUGAGAAAAAUGUCACAGCUGAACCUAUCCUGGCUGGGCCUGGGGCCGGUGGCAGCCUCCCCAUGGAUGCUGCUGCUACUGGUUGGGGCGUCAUGGCUCUUGGCCCGCAUCCUGGCCUGGACUUACACCUUCUAUGACAACUACCGUCACCUCCGCUGUUUCCCACAGCCCCCCAAACUAAGCUGGUUUUGGGGUCACCAGGGCCUGGUAAACCCCACGGAGCAGGGAAUGAGGGAACUGACUCAGCUGGUGGCCACCUACCCCCAGGGUUUUGUAACCUGGAUGGGCCCUGUCUUCCCCAUCGUCAAUUUGUGCCACCCCGACAUUAUCCGGUCUGUUCUCAACGCCUCAGCCUCCCUUCCUGCUACGCUGGGCUUGGAGAGGAAAAGUGCAAACCCCAGACUGGGAGCCUCCACCCCUUCCCCAAGUCCCUUCCCUGCCCCUCUGCCCAUCCCCUUAUGGUCUUUGUUCUGGCCAGCCAACAUUGCACUGAAGGACCUGGUCUUCUACACCUUCCUGAAACCCUGGCUGGGGGAUGGGCUCCUGCUGAGUGCUGGUGAUAAGUGGAGCCGCCACCGUCGCAUGCUGACACCUGCCUUCCAUUUCAACAUCCUGAAGCCCUAUAUGAAGAUUUUCAAUGAAAGCGCAAACAUCAUGCAUGCCAAAUGGCAGCGCCUGGUCUCAGAGGGCAGUGGCUAUCUGGACAUGUUUGAGCACAUCAGCCUCAUGACCUUGGACAGCCUGCAGAAAUGUGUCUUCAGCUUUGACAGCAACUGUCAGGAGAGGCCCAGUGAAUAUAUUGCUGCCAUCUUGGAGCUCAGUGCCCUUGUGGCAAAAAGGCAUCAGCAAAUUCUCCUUCAUCCGGACUUCCUGUACCGUCUUACUCCAGAUGGGCGGCACUUCCACAAGGCCUGUAAGCUGGUACAUGACUUCACAGAUGCUGUCAUCCAGGAGCGACGCUGCAGCCUUCCAAGUCAGGGUAUUGAUGACUUCCUCAAGACCAAAGCCAAGACCAAGACUUUGGACUUCAUUGAUGUGCUCUUGCUGAGCAAGGAUGAAGAUGGGAAGCAGUUGUCAGAUGAGGACAUAAGAGCAGAAGCUGACACCUUCAUGUUUGAAGGCCAUGACACCACAGCCAGUGGUCUCUCCUGGGUCCUAUACCACCUUGCAAGGCACCCAGAAUAUCAGGAGCGCUGCCGGCAGGAGGUGCAAGAGCUUCUGAGGGACCGUGAGCCUAAAGAGAUUGAAUGGGAUGACCUGGCCCAGCUGCCCUUCCUGACCAUGUGCAUUAAGGAGAGUCUGCGGAUGCAUCCCCCGGUUCCAGUGAUCUCCCGCUACUGUACCCAGAACAUUGAGCUCCCGGAUGGCCGAGUCAUUCCCAAAGGAGUCAUCUGCCUCAUCAGUAUCUUUGGAAUCCAUCACAACCCAGCUGUGUGGCCAGACCCUGAGGUCUAUGACCCCUCCCGCUUUGACCCAGACAACAUCAAGGAGAGGUCACCUCUGGCAUUCGUUCCCUUCUCGGCAGGGCCCAGGAACUGCAUCGGGCAGACCUUCGCCAUGACCGAGAUGAAGGUGAUCCUGGCGCUCACGCUGCAGCGCUUCCGCGUCCUGCGAGAAGACACCGAGUCGCGCAGGAAGCCGGAGCUGGUCUUGCGAGCUGAGGGUGGACUUUGGCUGCGGGUGGAGCCGCUAAGCGGCCGUCAGUGACUCACUCCCGCCUGGCUUUAGACCCAUUGUGAUCCCACCUACCUGCCUUUGCACAUUCUCGUGUAUAAAACUGUGCUGUUCCCUCUG
This is a messenger RNA of Nycticebus coucang (slow loris), 1909 nucleotides long. RefSeq names its product cytochrome P450 4F2. The coding region runs from base 14 to 1822 and encodes 602 amino acids. The transcript has 13 exons. The record is from RefSeq and is a predicted model, not a curated record. Gene Ontology annotation, molecular function: oxidoreductase activity, acting on paired donors, with incorporation or reduction of molecular oxygen; iron ion binding; heme binding. NCBI's taxonomy places the organism in Eukaryota, Metazoa, Chordata, Mammalia, Primates, Lorisidae.